UGUUCUCUCUUUAAAAUGGUAUUGGGAGUUCCUGUUGUUGUUGAUUCUCAUCUCUUCACUUUUCUUUUUGUUGAUAUUUAAGUCAGUCUUCUCUGCUUCCUCUUCUAGCUUACUCAGUUUGGUUUGUGCAUGUUGCUGCUGAUGAGAAAGAAGACUACAUUGUCUACAAAGCCAGCGAGAAAAUAACUGUCGGUUUUAAAUAGCCGUGAAUGGGAAGACUACUUCAGAACGAAUAGUAAUAAAGCAACAGCCAAAUAUUACGUGUGAAAUAAAUUUACCUGUAGUUGAUGCAGAAAUGGUUUUCACAUUUUAGGAAAGCACGGGAUGUGACUGUACCGUGACUGAUCACUGUAUAUAAAGGAUAAGCAAUAAAAGUCUGAUGUCCUGUAGGCCUACAAAUUUAGACAUAUUCGUGAGCACAAAAGUCUUGUUAAACUUCUCAUAUAGUAUUAACCUGAAAUGUUAUUUUAAAAAUCAACUUUUGCUUAAACGUUUCCCUUCAGGCAGAUGGCUUUAAAACAUUGUGUUGCUUGCUAAGUUCUUCAACAUAAAUCAUACCGCAAAUGGUGAUGAUACGCUUAAUGUAGAUAAAGAUAAGGUCAGCUAUAUUUAAGAAGACUACUUUUCCAUUUCAUACCCUUGUUCGAUGACAUGUAGAAAUUGAUAGAAGAAGAGAAUUCUAGGUGCUGUGUAGCACUUAAGUGGUUUUCUUAAUGUUUCAGCUAGCAAUAUGUCAUUAAGAGAAAAGUGGUGUGAGUAAGAGGGCGACAAUUCUAAACCAAAUGACAGAUAAAUGCCCCAGCACGGAUUUGUAGAAAAACAUGACACGACACUAUGCCCUAAUCAUCUGAAAUGUGUUGAAGACAAGAAAAAUAUUGUAAAAGAGAAUGCCCUCAGCGCGUGUUUGUUCAACUCCUUUAGUUUUAAGAAUGUUCCGCUUAUUUCAAAAUAAAAGCUACUGUUUUGUCAGCGUUUAUACCAGCAUCUCCAAGAGCUGAGAAAAUAAUUUAAUGAACUUCCAAAUAAGAUGACUAACAUAUCAACAAACUUCAAAGCAAAAAUAAAUUGUCACUGAAUGUAACAUAAAACACUAGACCAUUAUGGACAAGAAGCAAACAACUUGAAAAGAGAAACGCCCAUAAGGAAAAAUAGAUACAGGAAGAUGCAAAAGUUGUGAACAGUUUCAGAUUUUGCUGUGAAUACCACAAAAUUGCCCAUUUUCUUUGUUAUUGCUGACAACAAAAGGUUAAAACAAACUGUUGUUUUUAUUUCAGACUGGUCUUUAGCUAUGGCGGCAGUAAUUCAGAUACACGAAAGAGAGUGUGCCGUGUGCACUAAUGAUUUCACCACACCAAAGAUUCUACCCUGUGGUCAUCUCCUGUGUCGAGAAUGUGUCAUUUCUUGGAUGGACUCAAAAUCCAACGCUGGUUGUCCUCUGUGUGCCUGUCCUAUAGUAGAGCAUCAAGGUAACUCACCUCAAAGUUCAGUUAAUGUUGUCGACGCCCUGCCUACAGACUAUGUGAUGGAAGCGAUAGUAGAAAGUUCUCGCGUGCUGGUGAAGGAUGACAUGUGCACUAUAUGUGAAGACGUCAGAGCUGAGUACAUCUGUAUGCAGUGCGUGGAAAAGAUGUGUCCAUCGUGUAUGAAGAUACACAAGAAGAUGUCCAUCAGCCGCAGUCACGAUGUGGAGAGUGUCAGCACUGUGACACCUGAACGUCUGGCUGCCAGCCGCCCUGCACUGUGUGCUGACCACGUCACAGAGAAGGCGGAGUUUUUUUGUGUUGAUCACAACCUUGUCAUCUGCACGCCAUGUUUUUCUAACAUACACUGUGAGUGCCUAGACGUCAAGUCUCUGGAUAAGAAACUGAAGUCAGCGGAAGACGCAUUAGGUUCUUUGAGAGAAAAGUUGCUUAAAGCAGAGGACAACCUGAAGCAAGCAAUAGUCAAACUUAAUGCACGCGUCCAAACAGCGAAUAUCACUGAACAGGAAAACAUGGCGCUGGUGGACAAGACAUGUGACCGACUUCAAACGAUGCUCGACGAGUGUCGGAAACAAGUGAAGAAACUAAUUAGUGAUUCAGUGUCAAAGUUCAAGAAAUCGCUAUCUUACGUCAAAAUCGAGCUGGAGAAACGCUUAGGGACAGUGACGUCACACAAACAUCUCGUGACGCGAGCAACAACGGUCAGACCGCGCCACACCCUGAUACACGCAGCCCAGACUCUGACAGACAGGGUCAACAGCCUUGACCUCAGUGAUGAACUGAACGCAGAGGCUUGGGUGGAUCCAUCGCCGGAAAUAACCAAACACUGUGACGAUGUGGUGAAAGAAAUACACGAUGAGCUAAUGGGCAUCAAACGACAGAUUGUUGUUGUAGAAAAACCAGUCUUUGUGUUCCACGAAAACUUCGGGACCAACAUUCAUCUGACAAACUUCGGAAAGACCGCACGUAAGGCUGAGCGUGACAAGCACAGCGACAGUCUGGUCGUGUCACGUGACGCCAUGGCUGUGAACGUCUUGUAUGAAGUCAGAAUGGAUGAAAUAAAUACGCAAGACAAAAGCAAUGUAGUCCUUGGUGUGACGAGAGUCCCUCCUACACAGCUCCAUCUGCCGACGUUGGCUUAUGACCUGAAAGAAUCCGUCAUUCUUUGGAAAAAUGGCGUCAGCGACAAAAAUGGCUAUCUCCAGUCUAAUAUCAUCAAAUCUCUCAAAUUCCUGAAAGUCGGGAGUCGUGUUGGACUGUUGGUGGACUCAUCAAACAACCUUCACUUUUACGCCGAUGGAGACGACCAGGGUGUUGCAGCAAAAGAUGUUCCGCAGCCCUGCUUCGCCAUAUUUGACCUGUACAGAAAUGCUAUUCAGGUGACAGCCCUUCCUACUUCUGAGAGGAUAUGAAGCACACGUGAUAAUAAACAGAGAGAGACAAUAACAACAGUGAUAACACUGUUAUCUACGACGACAUCGAGUCUGACAAUGAUUCUAUUAACUCUACCUUGUGCUGUUGUUUGUUAAAUAAUUGAUGUAAAGAAUUUGCAAAAGCAAAUAACACAAAUCGAUGUGUUUCUCUGCACACUACCUAACCGAAUAAAACAAUCAACUUUGUGUUAGCUGAUAUACCGUGAACAUUUUCUUCAUAUUAAAAUAUUUACAAAUAAAAUAAAAAUAUAAAAUAAAAGUAUUUUCAAAUAAAAAUAUUUACUAACUUCUAUUGUGUGACUCGCUAUAACAAGAAAGGUCAAGCUACAUUUACAGGACUUUAUCAUAAGUAGACUCAUUUGACAUUUGUGUUCUUCAAGCCGUUGUUUGUCAUGUACUUUUAGAAUACUUUGUUCAAUUGAAAUAUCUUAUGUAUUCAUUAAGUUUUAAUUUACCAAGUCAUACGCCAUUUGUUGUGUGGUUAUUUUUUUCCAUACCUACAGACUAUAUUUUGUACUUUUGUUUCAAUGAGACUUUUGAGCCCAUAUUGAUGAAAACAUAUGAACAGUUUUAUAACAACAUCGUAGUGUAUGCUAACAGACCACUUUUAAUGUACGUUUGUGUAAGUGUCAAUGUAUGGAAGUUCUUAAGCCUUUGGACUUUGGAGACUAAUUGUAGCAGUGUCAGCCCCGUCUAACCUUUUUCUGCUCUAUUAUGUCCUCUUCCUUGCUCAAUUGUCUUUUCUAGCUAAUGGAGUAAAGAACAUAAUUAAAUAAACAAUAAAUGUGAAUAAAUACUGUAAAUACUGUGGCAAUGUCUCUGUGAGGUGCGUGCGGUAAGUUGUCAUUGAAACCUUUACAUAGGUACACCACAUUCAGGUUCUCACUACAUAAACAUAAAAAUUAUGCUAUUGUCAAAAUGGUUUGACAUUUUUUUCGAAUUGUUUUUCUUAAAUACGUUUAUUUGCCACAUCUAGAUUUCCAUUUUAAAAUAUUAUUGUUGAGAAGAUACAGCAGAAAAUUGUGUCUUCCACAAGGAACAAAUGUGGAGAAGGUCGUCAUUGGCGAGACCAUCCUAUAUUCACUUGUACUUAAAGGGAUUCUAAAGGCAAAAUAAAACUGCGUAAAGAGUGGGAUCAA
Molecule: messenger RNA, 4053 nt
Organism: Pomacea canaliculata
Lineage: Eukaryota; Metazoa; Mollusca; Gastropoda; Architaenioglossa; Ampullariidae
Product: E3 ubiquitin-protein ligase TRIM33-like
Exons: 5
Coding region: 1289-2893 (534 amino acids)
Molecular function (GO): zinc ion binding
Source: RefSeq, a predicted model, not a curated record